UUUCGGGCCAACACGCGGUUUAUUUCCGGAGACUCUCGCGUGUGCUUUUCCAAAGAUUUCCACCGGAAAAUAGCCCGGUUUGCUCUGUAAUGUGUUUGGAAGUGACCAAAAGUGUUAAUCGAGAAUCCAACGGGAAGCAGAUGGACCAUAAAAUGGAAGAAGCCCCGAACGAUGGGUUCCGCAUCCGGCGGGUAGCCGGCGGAUCGAUCGUGAGCCACCCACCGCUAUUUUCCGCCGAUGGAAAUCUACUGUUCGUCAUCAACGAAAAAGCGAUCCUCGCGUUCAGCGCCAACACGGGCGAAUUCGUUCGGAACUACGAGAACAACGUUACCGCUGGGCAGCUGGUCGGGUUGUGUGUUGACCAGAACGAGAGCAAAUACAUUUACGGCUGUACCAGCGAUGCACUGAUUUUGUGCUGGAAAGUAGGAUCUGGAGUGCUGCACGAAAAGUACGAGGUUCAACUAAGGAACGGGAUAUGCGUCGAAUCCUUCCACAUCAUGUACGACGGGUACGGUGGUUUCACUUUUUUGCUACACGGUCGGAUGGACCGAACAGUGGUGGCACAGUACUGUCCGCGGACGCGCAAAGUACUCCAACUGGUGUACCUCGCGAUUCACGAUAAAAAGGAUCAAGCCGAUAACUCGGUCGCAUCAAACAAAGGACAAUAUCUGAAAGUGCUAAUUGCCCCCGGAGGAGUUGGAUUAAACUUUUUCGCUUACGUUGGCGAGUUUCACUGGAACUGGGUUACUUUAAAGCCGCAACCUUUCUUCAGCACUCGACCACACGUUGGCCGAGUGAAGCCGGUGCUGGUGACCUGUCAUCCAACGGAGCCCAUCGUUGCCGUUGGUGAUAUGCUGGGUCGUAUAACACUGUACCGUGACUUCCUGGUCACUAGAUCGCCCGUGUACGAACAGUAUCACUGGCAUCCGCAUGCUGUGCAGUGUUUGGCAUUUACUGGCAGCGGAACCCACUUCUAUUCCGGCGGCUCGGAGCGUGUACUGGUCAAGUGGAAGAUUGGACAACACGAGAAGGCAGAUCUGGUACCGCGUGUCACUGAUAGCAUAGCGCAUGUUGCAGUUGGACCGGAAAAUCUCAAGAUUGCUCUCUGCACGUCCGACAACAGCAUCCGAGUGUUGAACGCUUUCCACAAACCGAUCGCAACAGUACAGAGUUUCUCAAAGAUAUCGAAUGACGUACCUGGGGCAGCCCUGUUCCCCAUAGGCCUGCGGACGAACCCGCGUACACAGGCAAUCGUACUGAACGGAAGAGUGGGAUGCAUUCAGUUCUUUUCAACCUACACCAACAGUCUGCUGUACACGCUGGACAUUACGCUGCGUAACUACAAUACGAAUGAAGAUCGGUCCAUAAUACACAACACUGUCGUGACGAACGUGGCAGUUAAUGCGCACUGGCUGGCCACAGUGGAACACUGGACCGACUAUCACAGCUCCACGGAAACUCGACUCAAGUUCUGGAAGUACGAUGAAUCGCGACAAACCUACUCGCUAAACACAAGCGUCGAAAAUGUCCACCUGGGAGGUGUGUGUGGUCUGGAGUUCUCUAAUCACGUGCGCGAACGAGAUGUGCAAUGUGCAUCGGCUGGAUUGCGGGAUAACCGUAUCAAACUGUGGUCGGUAGAAGAGGUUCAACAGACGGGCGGCACCGAUAAACUCGUGUGGUCAUGCACUGGUCUGGUGCAGUACCGAAACCUACCCGUUCGAUCGAUAUCAUUCUCACAGGAUUGUUCGCUGCUAGCGGCAGGUUUUGGGAACGUCCUGUGCGCUUGGAAUACGGACACACUAAAACUCAAGUGUGCUCUUUCCGCACCGGGUGGUUUCGAUGGGUGUGUGAAUCGUGUCGUGGUGACGAUUCCGGAGAGAAAGACAACCCCCAAAAAGCAAUCCAGCAGCCGCUACGAAGAGGCACGCCGUAAGAUCAUUGCCGAGAUGAUCGAGAUAAUGCAGGGUAAAACGGACAGUUCCAUCGUUCGGAAUGUAACCGACAAACGUCGUAAGAUGGGAUCCUCUCGUAUGCUUUCUGCGCGAAAGGAGGUGGAGGAUGGUGCACGAGACGAUAUAACGGAAACGCAGAAAAGCAUCAUUUUUCAAAAAAUCCAGGCCAGUAGCCUCUUGAAUAUCUUCAAAAAAGCCAGCCUUUUUAACUCGUUUGGAAUCGGCUGCAAAACGAGCAGCAACAUGAAGCGACGAAUCGAAGAGAAAUUGCUUGCCGCUAGCCGGACAUCCCGGAAGGCCGAAAGGCAACUGUAUGGACUUAUUGGAGGGUUAAGCACAGGCAGCCGGUAUCGCGCCCUGCAAAAGGUACACAACGUUGAGCGCUCCAAAUGCCCGUUCCGGUCCGGUGGAUUGAGACAUGUAUUUGCCAUCAAUGCCCGGGACGUGCAAAAGCAAGUUUCUCAGAAAGGCACCAGCAGCGAAAAUGGCGGAAAGGAUAUCGCUGUUCCAGUGAAAACUGCAGCACAGAUACGCAAUGUAUUGUUUUGCAAUGGACCGUACUCGCAUCUCGUGAUCGUUAGCACCGAAAACCGCUUAAUGGUAUGGAAUCUGCUGUCGCUCAAGCUCCAGGUAUCGGUGGCGCUCUCCAUCGAACGCAUAGCGUUAGAUCCUUUUACAAAUCUAAUUGCUACAUUCACGGACAACAACGAAUUGUACGUGUUUCUGCCGAACAUCCCUAUGCCAUUGUACCAUCGGGAACGUUUACCGAAGGUGUACGGAGCCGUCUGGAUACCGCGGCGCUACCCACGUUCUCAAUCAUUAAACGUCGAUUGGCAGGCAACGUCGCAGCUAUUUUUCCUCAAUGAAAAACAGGAGUUGCUGCAUCUAGUAUCUGAUCACGAUGAGGAAUCGCUUGGUCCAGUGAUGUGCAUGAAUGAAGCGGUACUGGGGCCAAACACACCUUUUGCUGCCAUGCUAGCAAAACAGUCCACCGGUAGUAACGUACAAACGAAUGUUCGUUCCGGCUUAACGAUCGGAACGCCUGGCAAAAGUGCAGUGAAAGAGAUAGUUUCCUCGUCUUCUCAUACGAUGGCCCCGGUAAGCUUGUUGUGUAAGGACUUCCUCCGAUCGUUGAUUGUUAGCGAGGAGAAGAGUGGGAAGGACAAUGACGGCGUACAUUCGGAGCGUCCCAUGCAGAACGGCGGUGCUGGUGAUGGCAGAAACCGUAAGGAAAGUGAAUCGGACAGUGGCUCAUCGGAUAAGGAUGACACGGAGGAGGUUCAAGGAGAUGAAGACACCGAAGCAACGGCAACGGGUCGACAACGGAAUCGUGCUCUUUUGAACGAAAAAAUUCAAUCGCGUAAGGCUGCCCUGGCCGUGGUAAAUCGUGCAAAGAAAACCUAUGCUGCCACUAGUUGUACCACCGGUGGGAAAGUUGAUUCAAAAUUGAGAGAACUUUUUGACGAACCGAUUGAUAUAUGUUUUUGAACAGAAAUGUAUCCUACUGAAAUCAAAUGUCCGAGUGUGUAAAGCAGGUUCUUUAUAAUAGAAUGUAGAUAUACGGUUAAACGCAAAUGUUUGUUUGUCCAACGACUUAAGACCCUUUAAAUUUGAAAAGUUUCAAUAAUAUUAUCAACAAUA
Anopheles darlingi is the source of this 3593-nucleotide messenger RNA. RefSeq lists its product as uncharacterized. NCBI's taxonomy places the organism in Eukaryota, Metazoa, Arthropoda, Insecta, Diptera, Culicidae. The transcript is spliced from 5 exons. Bases 90 to 3440 code for a protein of 1116 amino acids. Gene Ontology annotation, molecular function: RNA binding; protein binding. Gene Ontology annotation, biological process: positive regulation of rRNA processing; positive regulation of transcription by RNA polymerase I. The record is from RefSeq and is a predicted model, not a curated record. Gene Ontology annotation, cellular component: nucleolus.